AUGGAUCUGAUGAGACCUGCAAUUGUCCCCGGAAACUUGUGGGAAAUGCUACUAGGAAUUUGGCGUCUCAAGGCUAAAGGAACUUUGAGCUAUCAUCUGGAUGCCGAAACAUUCUGCAUAGUUCUGGACGCCUGCAACAAAUACUUGCUGCUCUGCCUGCGGAUUCAGCUUCUUGUUGCGAUGGCAGAACGCAUUACCCUCGAGGUGGCACUGAUGAGUGGCAAACGGGCCGACAUCAGCGCCUCGCCCCACGACACCCUCGGCUCGUUGUCGCCGACCAUCGCAAAGAACCUGGGCCUCCCAGUGGAGAGCCCGGCCCUGGCCUUGCCCACCUUGAGUUUCUUACUAGGCGCCCGCCGACUUCAGGAGACUAUGGAAGCUCGAGAUCGUGACCUGCGCAACGGGACCGUCACCGUUGUGUGGCGCGACUGCUCCGCGCCCCCGCAGAUUCUGAUGAUUUUUGCGGAGAUGAAAUCGUUGGCUGCUCGGGCCCUGGACGCCAGCCUCUCCGUGGCAGUGCAGCACCUCCGAGCUGCUCAGAAGAUCAAGCCGCUGGCGAGAGAGGUGCUGGAUCUGCUUGGAUACCCUGAGCAAGACCCGGACUCUGCCCGCGUGGAUGACCCAAAGGCAGUUCUCGUGGAGGUCUUGCAAGUGCUACAACUUCAUCGGCCUGGCGUUGCAGCAUGUCGGAGGGCGGCCUUCUGCGUCCUGAGGUUGGUGCAGAGCCUAAAGAGGUACCACUACCACCAGGACCAAAAUCCCCACAUUCUAUGGCGACCGAAGCGCAUCCCAGUGAAGAACGCUCCAUCAACGAACCUUGAUGCGGAGCCGGAGGCUGACACGAAUGACGCCGGCCACAAAGGAGAUCGACAGGAGCAGGGAGCUGGCAGCAACAUAGGCAGCGCCCCGGCCGAGGCCGACAUCUUCACCCAGCCCACGAGCUCCUCCGGAGUGCCCGACCAAGGCACUGCAAGUGAGUUGCUGGAGCCGGUGGCUGAGGAGCUGGAAGGUUUCUCCGUGCAGCGGCGGCAGCUCUUGCAAGAUAUGAUUUCCAAGAGUUCCUGCCCCAUCCACGCAAAGCUGGAAAAAAUCUGCAAGCCGGCUUGGAUCUGCGAUGGAUGCCGUAAAGGUAUUCGGCGAUGGCGAGGACGUUCAUGUCGACGCUGCAAUCUCGACAUCUGCAAGGCCUGCAUCAAGUGGGCGAGGAAAGGCGGGGCCGAAAGUAAACUUGCACGCGUGUUGGGCUUCAGUCUCCACUGCCGCUCCAUCGGGAAGCCCGCAGAUGCCGAGGAUGCGCUUGAGGAUGCGGUGAAGCAGUUGAGGGAGCAACAUGCCGAGAGCCCUGAGCUGGCAAUCGCUCUGCGUGAGCUGGGCACGGUGCUCAAGGAGAAGGGCGAGCCGGCAGCCGCAAAGCAGCACCUCACGGAGGCUUUGGACAUGGAGCGCGCCCUCUGCGGAGAGUCUCCAAACCUUGAGGUGGCCGUGACUCUGCAUGAGCUGGGCCUAGUGUGCAAGGAGAUGGGCGAGCUGCCAGAAGCACAGCGACUCCUCACGGAGGCUUUGGACAUGAAGCGCGCCGUCUUCGGAGAGGCUCCAAACCGGUCAGUGGCUGUGACUCUGCAUGAGCUGGGCCUGGUGUUCAAGGAGAAGGGCGAGCUGCCAGAAGCAGAGCGACUCCUCACGGAGGCUUUGGACAUGGAGAGGGCCAUCUUCGAAGGGGCUCCAAACCGGGAGGUGGCACUGACUCUGCAUAGGCUGGGCCUAGUUCUCAAGAGGAAGGGCAAGCUGCCAGAAGCAGAGCGGCGCCUCAGGGAGGCUUUGGUCAUGAAGCGCGCCGUCUUCGAAGAGUCUCCAAACCUUGAGGUGGCCGUGACUCUGCAUGACCUGGGCUUGGUGUUCAAGGAGAGGGGCGACCUGGCAGCCGCAAAGCAGCACCUCACGGAGGCUUUGGGCAUGGAGCGCGCCCUCUGCGGAGAGUCUCCAAACCAUGAGAUGGCCGUGACUCUGCAUGAGCUGGGCCUGGUGUGCAAGGAGAUGGGCGAGCUGGCAGAAGCAGAGCAGCACCUCACGGAGGCUUCGAGCAUCGACCCCGCCUUCUUCGAGACGCCAAACCGCUCACAUGAGCUGGGCUGGGGGCUCACGGAGAAGGGCAAGCUGCUAGCCGCAGCCGGACCUUUGAGGGCCUGGAAUUAG
Symbiodinium natans is the source of this 2193-nucleotide messenger RNA. Lineage: Eukaryota; Dinophyceae; Suessiales; Symbiodiniaceae. The record is from the annotation of a GenBank genome assembly.